Molecule: messenger RNA, 3244 nt
Organism: Haplochromis burtoni (Burton's mouthbrooder)
Lineage: Eukaryota; Metazoa; Chordata; Actinopteri; Cichliformes; Cichlidae
Product: myelin-associated glycoprotein
Exons: 11
Coding region: 944-3244 (766 amino acids)
Source: RefSeq, a predicted model, not a curated record
AUCUCUAACUUUGUCCCCAAACUGCUCAACCUGAGUUGUCACUCUGAUUUUUAGUAGUGUCCAUUCUGGUCACUCCCAGUGAAAAUCUUGGCAUUUUCAAUUCUGCCACCUCCAGCGAAGCCGGCUGUCUUUUCAUCAGUGUCACCAUCUCCAAACCACAGAGCAGGUCUCGCUAUCAUCUUGUAAACCUUCCCUUUGCCUUGUCACCUGACACUGAACUCAACCAACUCCACCCCACCUUACCUUCAUCCUCUCUUCUUCACCUCUCCUGUGCAUUGUCAGUUACUUUGGAUGGUUGACCCCAGAUACUUAAAACUCAUUCACCGUCAUUACCUCGUACGUAACAUGUUCAGCUUUCCACGUGUCUCCCUUGCCCACACACGUCUUGCUUCUGCUGACUUUUGUAGUUACUGCAGUUCUGUAUAUCACCCUUGCUCCUGAAAAACAUAACAUUGAAAAUCAGUUUAGUGUCGAGCUAUUUCCAAGUACAUCACUGUGUACACUCACCAGGCACUUUAUUAGGUACACGUUGCUGGUACAAGGUACCAGAACUGUCUUUAUUCUGUCUUUAUUGUGUCAUAGAAUAUUAACAUCAGCUCAUAAUUCACCUUUCUUUCCCAUUUCAAGCUCUCAGUGGGAUCAAAUGCAUUAUACAAAUAAUGCAUUAUCAUGCACAAUUCUGCACUUGGUUAAAACAGCUGAAAUACAGAGAGAGUAUCAAAACCUCGUUGUUCUGCUACACGCCACUCCCCGGACACAUCUGACAAGAGCUGUGUGCGACAUCCAGACACACUACCAGUCUGACAUGACUCACUUGUUGGAUUACUACUACUGAUGCUUUAAUGCUUAAAAGACACUGUAUGCUGAACACUUCUGUUGGCUUUUAAGUACCUCACUCGGAUCAUCAGACGAAUAUGACGGUUGCAAUAAAGGUUUUCUUUAUAUGCAGUCUACUUCAAGGUAUGUUAUUUUAAUUUCAGUCAUGUUGCUGGGGACUUAUCUGUCUUUCCACAUAUGUAGAUGCAAAUGCAGAACCUUUACGUUGGCGGUAAUUAGAAUGUUUACUUUACCAUACCUAAUGUCAUGUUUCUGCUGCUUCAACUCAGGUAGCUUAUGCCAAAACUGGGCAGUCUUCUUGCCUCAGACUGUAGAAGCACUGAGUGGAUCCUGCCUGUUGAUCCGCUGCAGAUUCACCUUGCCCCCAGAAUGGGAGGAAUUCCUGGAUGAUUCAUGUAAAGCUAUCUGGAAGAAAGGCUGGAGUAGAACUCCGGUGUUUGAUUCCAGCCUCACUGGUGCAAGUGGAAGUUUAAAUAUCCAGCAAGGAAACCUGACUGGAAUCCUGCGUGACAAAGACUGCACCACCAUCUUCAACAACAUGCCACCACGCCAUUAUGACAACUAUUACUUCAGACUGCAGUGUGACAAUGAUUUGAAGUUUAACUUUCCUUCAAGUGUCCUCAUAUCCACUCAAAAUUCACUGCCUAAACCUACCAUAACUCCAUUGAACCUGGAGGUAGAAGAAGGAACUGCAGUGGCAUUGACCUGCUCCGCUGUUUCUCACUGUCCCAUUCUUCCUCCACUUCUGACAUGGUCGCCCGCUUUAGGUGACACAGAGGAGGAAGUGGAAGCUAACCCUGCGACCUCUGUGAUGAACUUCACUGCUUCUCACCUUCACAAUGAACAAAAAGUUUCUUGCACUGCCGUCUAUAACCGACAAGCUGGGAAAAGUGACCUUCUGUAUGAAAAAAUUCUGACGCUAAGUGUUCUUUAUCCUCCAAAUAACACAUCCGUUAGUUACUCUGGUCCUGUAAAAGAAGGCAGCUCAGUGACCGUGACCUGCAACACUAAUGCAAAUCCAGCCGUGGACAGCUACACCUGGUACAAAGUGAAUGGAGAUCAGGUGUCAGUGGUGGGAUCUAAGAAGAGGUUUUCAGCCACAGUGUCAGAAGUUGACAGUCAGUUUUUUUGUGGAGUCAGUAACAGUUAUGGAAGCCAGAAUUCUUCUAUCACUCAGAUUGACGUACAGUUUUCCCCGAGGGAAACAACAGUAAUCGUCGAUCCCACUGGUCCAGUUCUGGAGGGCAGCUCUGUUUCUCUGAUCUGUAAGAGCCGCUCUAACCCACCAGUGACCAACUACACCUGGUACAGAGAUAAUGAGAUGGAUAAGGAGCUCGGACCAGUCUUGGUCAUAGACGGUGCCGACACCAGCCACAGCGGUGAUUACCACUGUACAGCCAAAAAUGAUCUGGGAGAGGAAACGUCAGCAGCAAUUCAGCUGGACAUUCAGUAUCCUCCUAAAAAUACUUCAGUGUCUGUUGACCCUUCUGGUCCUGUGCUGGAUGGCAGCUCUGUGACUCUGACUUGCACAAGCAUCGCCAAUCCAGCAGCGGUGAACUUCACCUGGUUCCAGGUGGCAGGAAGGAAAAAGGAAGCGGUGGGCUUUGAGCAACACUUCACCUUCAAUGUGACCAAACUCUCAGAUGAUCAAUAUCAUUGUGAAGCUCUUAAUGUCCAUGGAGCUGAAUGCUCAGAGCCUGUCAGCAUUGAUGUCACAUUUGCUCCAGAGAUCCUAUUUUCUUCCCGCUGUGUGAAGAUUUUGUCCCAGAUCCGAUGUACCUGUAACACUCAGGGGAACCCGCUUCCCUCCCUGGUUUGGCAGCUGGCUGGCGAGCUUGUCAAUCACUCUGCUGAUAUCCCAAUUCGGGAAGUAAAUCUGGGGAGCACGAGCGUGAGGAGCAUCAUCACUCUGUACUACCUGGGCCAAGACAUGCCCUCUCUGGUCUGUCUGAGCAGCAACUCCCUGGGGUCUGAUAGUAUAGCUUUCAAUAUAUCCUCCAGUGAAACUCAGCUAGUCCUCCAUACUCUUUCUUUGCUGAUUGGUUCUGGAGUGGGAGCACUGGGGAUGCUGCUGGUUUUCAUACCGCUACUGAUAUGCCUUUACAGGAAAAGGAAGGGCAAUGUUUCACUUGACAAGGGACUUGUGGAUAUUUCAGACUGUUUAGUCACCAAUGAGACUAACUCUUCAAAGGCAGAUGUGAUUUAUGUCAAUAAAGCCAUUCUUGAGGCAGAAGCAGCAGAAUACAAGGAUGACUCUCUCCAUUAUGCUGAUGUGGACUUUGCUCAACUUCAGGCCAGGUCAGAGGGCAAGCUCGGGGAAGGUGAGAUCAAAGGCCUGGCCUCUAAGACUGGUGUGGAUUCUGAGAUCCAUCGAGAAGCACCAAGCAAUGGAGGAGAUGCAAAGUAG